Messenger RNA from Manihot esculenta (cassava), 754 nucleotides. RefSeq lists its product as uncharacterized. The record is from RefSeq and is a predicted model, not a curated record. NCBI's taxonomy places the organism in Eukaryota, Viridiplantae, Streptophyta, Magnoliopsida, Malpighiales, Euphorbiaceae. Bases 42 to 536 code for a protein of 164 amino acids. The transcript is spliced from 2 exons.
AUCAUUCAAAUACCUGUCCCUUUGUUUCUCUGUUAGCAGAAAUGUCGAUAGUAAGUGGCGAAGGAGGAGUUGUAGUUAAGAUAAGGACUAACCCAGACGUGUUCUGGAAUCAUAUUCAACACUCCAAAAAAUAUUUUCCUAAAGCUGCUAAGACACUAUAUUCAUCAAUUACAUCAGAUUCCAAAAAAUGUAAUGUGCGCUAUGUCACGUAUGGCCCAAGGGCUGAGAAUAUAAAAAACUCCACUGAGAUUAUCACCAAAAACGAUGGAGGAGAGUUCGCUUACACUGUAACUGGUGAUAUUCUCACUAAGUUUUCAUUAACCGAGUUCAAAGCUGUAAUACGUUACCCAAGAGGCGGAUGGGUGUCAUGGACCUGGACCUAUAAAUAUUCUUCAAAUGACGAAGAAGAUGCUAUUAGUGUUGACAAAGAGAUGUCAGAGAUUGCAACGGAGACCCUGGCAAAAGUUGAUUACUAUGUUCAAAGUGAAUCUGCUAAUUUUGCUGCUGCUGCUAAAUUGCAAGCACAGGCGUCUUAAAGCAUACAUAUACAUAGCACGUAAAUAAAACAGAGCCCUGUUCUCUGCACCCGUCAAUCCAUGCAUGUUUGCUAGGUUAUGAGUAUGCAUGUGUUUCUGUGUUACGUACUGCUUGUGGCAUAGUAAAUAAAGAAGAGCGCUAUGCUUAUAAACUUAAUGCUCUGCACUUGUGUAUUUUUCUUAAUUAUAAUACAAUCCAGCUUUAGCUGCUUCAUAUA